GGCAGCGCGCAUGUGAAUGUCAUGCCAUCUCAGUUUGUCACACAAAUCACUUUACGUGUGGGUGGCUUUACUCAUGUAUUGAUGCUGACAGGUAAAUGACAUCUUGCGGAAUUGUGCUUUCAUUCACCUCAGUCAGCUAAGGUCCGGGAAAACCGUAACUUAGCAACUUAUUCUAUUAGCUACCUUCUGUCGGUGGUAGCAUUUUAGCUAGCAGGUGGUGAACCACAGACGGAAUCACAAUGGAUCCUGACCAACAGCUGAGAAAUCUGCGGGAUUUCCUUCUGGUUUACAACCGCAUGACUGAAAUCUGCUUCCAGAGAUGCUCCAGCAACUUCAAUUACAGAAACCUCACCAUGGACGAGGAGCGCUGUGUGGACAACUGCGCGGGGAAGCUGAUUCGCUCCAACCACCGCCUGAUGGGCACCUAUGUGCAGCUGAUGCCUCGGAUGGUGCAGCGGCGGAUGGAGGAGAUGGAGAGCAAGGCCGCAGAAAAUGCCAAGGCAGCAGAGGCAGCUGCUGCUGCAAACGUGGCGCCUCCUGCCACGGAAGCUACGCAGCCACCUCAAAGCCCCAUCACCAUAUCUCCGUCCACACAAGUGCCUGCUCCGCUGUUAAGUCCCUCAGCGACUGAUGUCGCGCCAGAGGCCCAUGGCUCAUUCUUAAAGCCAGCAGGAUUAGAUAUUCCAGUUGAGUUUGACGCUGCUGUGUCCAAAUCCACAACAGCCACAGAUGUCAAAUUAUCAGCUGCCACAGCACUUACACCUGCGACUGAGGCGGUAUAUCCCUCAGUCCUUAAUGAUGCUGGUAAUGGACCAUCUUAUGCAGCAGGCUUUCCUCAGCCGCAGAUAGCGCCUGUCUCUGUGCUAUCUAACACAACGUCCACAUCGGCAGACGUGCCUGUGUCAACAAUAGCUGCAACAAAAUCCACAGAGAGCCUGCCAGGCCAAGAGAGAGCCCCACAGCUUCCCCCGCCACCAGGCCAGUGAUGACGCCCGGUCUGGGUCUGUCUUGGGCGGUGGAACUGUCCCUGACUCCCACCAGAAACGACCUACAUCACUGGCAGACCCAAAUGUGAGAAGAACAGACGAUUAAUAGAAUGGCAUAAAUUAUGAAAUAACAUGUUAACUUCUCAACAAUAUUGUAUAUCAUAUUAUCAUGACUUCCAACCUUUUCUGGCUGCAGUAUCUUAAAUGUGACAACUAAGUCAUGGAAUUAUGUGGUUAAAAAAAAAAAGUGUAAACAAAGCAAAAUAUGUUUUAAAUUUUAUGAGGUAUUCACGUGUGGUCCUUUGCAUCAGCUAUAUAUAAGAUUUCUCUAAAGUUAGGGUGUAAAGUCCACAUUUAGUGAUACGUUGAAACUAAUUAGUUUGAUACUAAAGUUAUGUUGAUGUUUGGUUGCACUAUGGAGACAAAAGGUUCAUUUUAAUUACUCUGUCAUUAAAUACAAACCAACCAAACUAUUAUUGCAGAAAACUGUGUUUUCAUUUUCAUGAGGCCAAUCAGUGAAGCUCUUUAUACAGUGUAUACAUACUUCAUGAUAUAAUGUGUUUUAGUGUGAGAGCCCAGACAGGAAGGAGGCUGGGUGGAUGCAAAGCUUGAGACUUUUAUACCAGACUGUUUUAAAAGUGAGAUCAAAACAGUAUUAUUAUCGUCCUUGCACACUUUGCUGAACGUCAGCAUCAAGGCUAAUGGCUGUGGCUGUCAUUCUGGUUUAGUGUGCCUUGGAUUUUGAACAUAUCGGCAACAGCGUCGGCAGCAAAUUACCAUCACGCCUCCUUCAUGCUUCACAGUGAGAACGACACAUGCAGAAACCAUCCGUUCACCUUCUCUGCGUCUCAUAAGAACACAGCAGUUGGAGCCAAAACAUCUCAGAUCAUCAGACCAAAGUACAGAUUUCCACUGGUUUAAUGUCCAUUCUUUGUGUUUCUUUGUGAAGGCCGUUUAAAGCAGUCUUCUCUGAACAGCUGAUGUGGAGAUGUGUCUGCUACUUGAACUCUGAAGCAUUAAUACACUCUCUAAUCUGAGGUGCAGUUAACUGGUGAUUUCUGAGGCUGGCAACUGUAAUGACCGUUAAGAAUCUAAAAUUUUGAGUUGUUUAACACUUUUUUGUGGACCACAUAAUUAGAUACAUAAAGCAUUGAUG
This is a messenger RNA of Chelmon rostratus (copperband butterflyfish), 2142 nucleotides long. RefSeq names its product translocase of inner mitochondrial membrane 10 homolog B (yeast) (gene timm10b). Lineage: Eukaryota; Metazoa; Chordata; Actinopteri; Chaetodontiformes; Chaetodontidae. Gene Ontology annotation, cellular component: mitochondrial intermembrane space chaperone complex. The transcript has 3 exons. The record is from RefSeq and is a predicted model, not a curated record. The coding region runs from base 240 to 986 and encodes 248 amino acids.